Molecule: messenger RNA, 379 nt
Organism: Daldinia vernicosa
Lineage: Eukaryota; Fungi; Ascomycota; Sordariomycetes; Xylariales; Hypoxylaceae
Exons: 1
Coding region: 1-321 (106 amino acids)
Source: RefSeq, a predicted model, not a curated record
AUGCCUUCUGCAAAAGGUUAUAUCAAGAGUCACCCUGGCGGCAGCAAGUUCACGGCUACUUUUGUCCUCGAUGAGAUCAAUCAUCACUUCGACGGCAACCUGAAUCCCAAUGUACAGGAUUUCACAUCCAACGUGGCUACACUUGAAUAUGAAGACGUCGGACAAUUGACCGGCCAGCAACAAUUUAAUGGAAAGAUCGGCAUCUCUGAUAUCACGCUAAAUCUCGCAAAUGGCCCGAAAAUUGCGGGUUCUCUCACUAUGCCAGUAGACCCGGCAGUGACCGUUUCUGGAUCGGGUACUUGGUCAUCAAAGUCAUCCUAGAUUAUCUUCCACGUUAUGACGAGGGCAUUGGAACAGUGAUUAUGGGAUUAGUUGCCGG